Messenger RNA from Ceraceosorus guamensis, 1944 nucleotides. Its product is annotated as putative guanine nucleotide-binding protein alpha-1 subunit. Gene Ontology annotation, cellular component: heterotrimeric G-protein complex. NCBI's taxonomy places the organism in Eukaryota, Fungi, Basidiomycota, Exobasidiomycetes, Ceraceosorales, Ceraceosoraceae. The coding region runs from base 410 to 1471 and encodes 353 amino acids. Gene Ontology annotation, molecular function: G protein-coupled receptor binding; G-protein beta/gamma-subunit complex binding; GTP binding. The transcript has 6 exons. Gene Ontology annotation, biological process: G protein-coupled receptor signaling pathway. The record is from RefSeq and is a predicted model, not a curated record.
CAUCAACUUCCAACCCUCCCUCCCGCCCACCUUCGUCUCCCCUAUUGACUUCUGCGCUUCCACCACCUACCUUGAAUCGUUUCGAGAUCUGUCUGGCCUGCCACUGGAUUUCGAGGCAACCGGCCUCUUCAGCUUCGUCGACACUUCACGUCUCGCAACUGCUGUCGCACCAGCUUUGCCUGCGUCUGGAGCGCAUACAUUUGCUUACGACGAGUCGCCAAUUCGUGAAGCGGCUUUGAUCAUCAGCACACCCGGCUUCUCGGCCACGCCUCAGGCCAAGCAAUCGUUUGGAGGAAAGCCGCUGCCCAUUGCUUUCACCGCUCACUUUGUCAAGGAGCGCCAGACAUAGAUCCUGUAGGAUCACAUUCGCGCAUUCUUAACCUACUCUUCCCACUUGACAGAGUUCAGCAUGGGAUGCGGACCCUCGAAGCAGGACCGCGAGGGUCAGCUGCGUAAUCAGCAGAUUGAAGAGGAAUUGAGGAGGGAGCGUCAGGCCCAGAAGAAUGAGAUCAAAAUGUUGCUGCUGGGAGCUGGAGAGUCUGGGAAAUCGACAAUUCUGAAGCAAAUGAAACUCAUCAAUCACGGAAGCUACUCGAGAGACGAAAGGGACGCAUACAAAGAGAUCAUCUUUAGCAAUCUGCUGCAGUCCAUGCGAGUCAUUCUCGAUGCUAUGGAAAACUUGGACAUCCCCCUAGCAGAAGGAAACAAUGCGAAGCGAGCCGAGAUCAUCCUUAGCUUGCCUGCCCAAAUCGACGCAGACAGCCUUCCGAAUCAUGUGGCGGAUGCGGUAUUUGGCCUCUGGCGAGACCCCGGAGUGCAGGCAUGCUUCCAACGUUCUCGCGAGUACCAGUUGAAUGAUUCGGCUCAAUACUACUUCGACUCCGUGGAAAGGAUGGCUCAGCCGAACUAUUUGCCCACAGAUCAAGACGUGUUGAGGUCGCGUGUUAAGACUACCGGCAUCACGGAAACCCACUUCCAGAUCGGCGAGCUGAACUAUAAGCUUUUUGAUGUCGGAGGUCAGAGGUCAGAGCGUAAGAAGUGGAUUCACUGCUUCGAGAACGUCACCGCCAUUAUUUUCUUGGUUGCCAUCUCGGAGUACGACCAGCUGCUGUAUGAAGAUCAAAAUGUGAACCGCAUGCAAGAAGCUUUGACACUUUUCGACAGCAUCUGCAAUUCGAGGUGGUUCGUGCGGACGAGCAUUAUCCUCUUCUUGAACAAGAUCGACUUGUUCCAGCAAAAGCUUCCCAUGUCGCCAAUGUCCGACUACUUCUCCGACUAUACCGGUGGUUCUGACUACAAGGCAGCAUGCGAGUACAUAUUGAAUCGCUUCGUCAGCCUCAACCAAAGCGAAGCCAAGACUGUCUACUCCCACUUCACUUGCGCUACGGACACCAACCAGAUCAAGUUCGUCCUGAGCGCAGUCAACGACAUUAUCAUUCAAGUCAACCUGAGAUCUUGCGGUCUCUUGUAGAACUUGACUGUCAUUUUGCAUUCGCGCCUCAGAUGGCCGCGGGAUGGCGACACACCCCCAUGCCACCAAGACCACAAAUCUGAUUGCGCGUGUCGACUAGUGUCGUCCGGCAGUCAAGGCUUGACAUCGCAACGCAUCCCACCUCCCGCGCGCGAAGACCAGGGACAGGUUCUCGACGCGGAACAAGGCCUAGCUCCCACGACUUGUACAGUCAUCAUUUCACGACUAUUCCCGUAUUUUCCUAUUCAUUCCUUUCUGUUUUGAAUCCGUCCCGAGCACCUCGUAGGAUCUCGACUCCAAGCAACAAUUCACGCAUCAACUCGCUCAGCAUAGUGAGACAGAAGCACUGAUCGGAGGGGAGCAUCCUCGUCCAGUGUGUGUGGUUUUAGGGCGAGACCCUCAUGCACACACACGCCAAGUUGCUGUGAUGACUGCAUUCUUUGCUCCAGCCAGUAUGAACACCGCACAGCAAC